AUGACGCCGCAGCAGUAGAGCUCACAUGGAGUACAGCGGGUUAGAAAUGUAUUCACGAACAUGCUCGCGCCCCUCUCUUCCCCAGUCCACCCCUCGCACGCUAAGCUUGCUGCUGUGGUGCUGUGGGUCACUGCCGCCAUGCGACUUCCCCCUCCCCCUCCCACGUGCUUCUCAGUUUUCGCUUUGCUCACACUUUAGUCCUCCCUGCUGUUUUCCCGGUUGCUUCGGUUCUGUUGCUCACCUGAACAUGCUCGUUGCUUGCAUUCACGAUCUGCUCAGUUGCUUGUACCAACACCGCCCUUCACUAAGUGCCGCCUAUCCCCUUCCCCUUCCCUUGUGUCAGGGCGAAGCACAGAGGCAGUCAGAGCGUAGAGCUGAGCUGCAGUUACUGAAAUUCCUGCUGUGGGACGACCGCUGCUACUGGUGCACACUGCUGCCGAUGCAGAGAGCUUUGUUGUUAAUCACGGGCUGCCGAGGGAGGAGCCGAGGAAAGGACCUGCUGCCUAUUCUGCUGUGAAGGUGACGAUCGAGGCGACGUUUGCUGAUGGUCGCGACGGCGUUUCUUGACGGUGACAAUCGCAGCGGCGGCCUCUGAUGGUGACGACCAACACACCAAGACCGCGUUUUCUGAUGGUGACGGUCAAGUGUUCCGGCGUCUUGCUGCUGACGGUGGUGCCACCGCUGCUACUGCUGGCGGCGGUGGUGGCUCUGCUGAUGGUUCCGCUGAUUCCGGUUCCGCUGAUUCUUCUGCUGGCGGUGGUGUCGCUGCUGCGUCCACCUUGUGCUGCUGUUACUGCUGGCGGUGGUGGUUGUGCUGCUGCUGCAUCCGCUCCGAAUACCUACCUAAACGGCUAAGUGCUCUUACCCUUCUCCUCUUGAUGUUUAUUAUGCAAAUCUAUUUGAUUCAUUGGCUUAUGGCACUGCUGCGUGGGGCGCUGAGAGGUGGACAGGGGGUUGGAGUUGAGUGGUGAAGUGAGGGCGUGGCAGCCCAUGUCACUUGGCGGUCGCUUGCAUGGUCUAGGCGGGUAGUUUAGCAUGCAUUCAUUCCCAUGCGCGCGUCCCUCUCUCUCCUCUCGAACCUCCUCUUUCUCCUCUCAGUCCCCCUCGCAUGGCCGCCAAGUGCCCUGGGCUUGCCCGUGCCUCACGCUCCCUCCCCCUUGAAGCCUCGAAAGCUUCUAGGUUGCACUGGCUGUGUUUGUAAACCCCGUUUACGCUUCUUGCUUUCCAACUUCCGUUUUCAGUUGUCGAUUGUUGGGAAUAUCGCCACUACUGGACACCAACACUCGGUUUGAAUGAGUGCGCGCGCGAUAUCUCUGCAGGAAACUCUUUCGGCUGCUGCAAUGGCGCUUCUGCAGCAGCAACGCCUUGGAUGUCGCUCGUGGGAUGCCACACGGCAGAGGCGGUCACAGUGCUGUGUUGUGUCAUGACCGCCUCGUGAGUGCCCUGCUGACUACUGCAGUGGCUCCUGUUCGCGGCAGCACUGGCUCCUGUUGGUGACAACCCUGUGCUGUUGCGACUGACGGUGCUGACUACAGUGCUGCUGCUACAACCAUGAGCUGAUGCCUCUGCUGGUGGUGGCAACGCUGUUGCCGAUCCUACCAAUGCUAGCGAUGGUGCUGCAGAUGAUGCUGCCGAUGGUGCUGCCGAUGGUGCUGCUGCUGACGGUGCUGCUGAUGGUGCCGCCUAUUCUGCUGCUGGUGGUGGCGGCGCUGCUGCGGUGACUUUGUGGUGCUGGUACUGCUGGCGGUGGUGGUGGUGUCGCUUCUGCGUGCGCUCGGGAUACCUACUG
Closterium sp. NIES-67 is the source of this 1789-nucleotide messenger RNA. The record is from the annotation of a GenBank genome assembly. Lineage: Eukaryota; Viridiplantae; Streptophyta; Zygnematophyceae; Desmidiales; Closteriaceae.